AUUGCUGUUUUGCACAAGCUGCAAGGAAGAAUGCCACUUGCUCUUUGUUAAUUCAUCAGACAUAAUGCUACAGAACAGCAUAUUGCUGUUCCACUGCUGCUAAGUUUUGGAGGACAACAGUAUACCACAAGUGCACAAAGCAUCAUGGCAUCAGGCUACCCUCCUCCAUUUGAUGACUCUGUGGAAGUGAGAGAGGGUUUUCUCUGUCCCCUGUGCCUGAAGGAUCUGCAGUCUUUCUAUCAGCUUCAGUCUCAUUAUGAAGAAGAACACUCAAGUGAGGACAGAGAUGUCAAAGGACAGCUCAGAAAUCUAGUCCAAAAGGCCAAAAAAGCAAAGAAGAAGCUGCUGAAACGCGAAGGCGAUGACCGAACUGAUACUGGGACUCAGGAGCGAUAUGAAUCUUUCAGCUAUGGUGGAGUAGAUCCAUAUAUGUGGGAGCCCCAAGAACUGGGUGCCAUGAGGAGCCAUAUUUCUGAUUUCAAGAAACACCGAGCAGCCAGGAUUGAUCAUUAUGUUGUUGAAGUCAAUAAAUUAAUAAUCAGGUUAGAGAAGCUUACAUCAUUUGAUAGAACAAAUACAGAGCCAGCUAAAGUAAGAGCUAUAGAGAAGUCUGUUGUGCCUUGGGUCAAUGAUCAGGAUGUACCAUUCUGCCCUGACUGUGGCAACAAAUUCAGCAUUCGGAACAGACGUCACCAUUGCCGCCUUUGCGGGUCCAUCAUGUGCAAGAAAUGUAUGGAGCUUGUCGGCCUUCCGUUGGCGAGCAAACUCACCAGUGCCAGCAAAGAGGCCCUGGCCUCUCAUAUUAGUCCAAACUCCUCACCUAACAGUAUCCAUGGCUCCCGUCGUGGUAGCAUUAGCAGUGUAAGCAGUGUGAGCUCAGUUCUGGAUGACAAGGACGAUGACAGAAUCCGCUGCUGUAGGCACUGUAAAGACACCCUACUCAAAAGAGAGCAACAAAUUGAUGAGAGAGAAUACACACCGGAUAUUGUGAAACUCUAUGAGAAACUCCGACUUUGCAUGGAGAAGGUUGACCAGAAGGCUCCACAAUACAUAAAGAUGGCAGAAUCAUUAAAUGCUGGAGAGACAACCUACAAUCUUGAACAUGCUAAUGACCUGAGGGUGGAAGUGCAGAAAGUGUAUGAGUUAAUAGAUGCUUUAAGUAAGAAGAUUUUGACACUAGGCUUGAAUGAAGAACCCCAACCUCAUCCCAAAACUCUACAACUUCAGAGAAUGAUUAGAUACUCAGCUACCCUUUUUGUACAGGAAAAAUUGUUGGGUUUGAUGUCCUUGCCAACCAAAGACAAGUAUGAAGAACUGAAAGAGAAAAGAAAACAGGAGAUUGAUAGAAAAUUGUACAUGGAAAGACAGGCAACACUAGAAACACAGAGAAGACUAGAGGAAAGGCAGAAAGAUUUGGCUUCCAGAUCUACAACUGCAUCCAAUGGUGAGGUCCCUUAUCCAAAGAGAGGCACAGUAAAGAAAUCUGAAGGUUGGUUACCUACAUCCAGCUCACCUCGCCAAAGGGAAAUAGCAGAUCCACUUCUUCAGCAGAUUGACAAUAUUACAUCCUUUAUUAAACAAGCAAAGGCAGCUAAUCGUUUAGAUGAGGUCCGUAUGUUGCAAGAGAACCUGCGACAGCUUCAAGAUGAAUAUGAUCAGCAGCAAACUCUGAAAGCUAUUGAGCUUUCUAAAAGGCAGGCAGAGGAGGAAGAGAUGCAGAGGGAGCAGCUUCAGGUCCUUCGUGAGAAGGAGUGGGAAAGGGAGCAACAUAAAGCAAUGUCUCUACACUCAAGGACACGUUCUCUCGACUUCAGAGAAGAGAAGCAACACCAGCAUGACUCUGGAAAAGAAAACCUCAACCAGAUAGCACAUGCAUUGGACUUAGAUAUCACUCAGAUCAAAAGCAGCCCAAGUUCUAAAACACCUUCUCCAGGUGCUAUCCAGCAAAAGCUAACUAAAGAGAACUCAGUCUUCCCAAUUAAAUCCAGAGAAGCUCCACAGUACAUCAGAGAGACAGACCAAAACCAGACAGUUUUCCUAAACCCUUUUGAAGAUGAGGCAGAUACUAGUCCAGCAGAAAACCCUGCUAACACAAUAGCUGACCACAGUUCUCAGGUGGUGUCUUUGACCACCAAAGCCUUGCACAGUGAUAAAAAAGAAUAUAAUCCAUUUGAAGAUGAGGAAGAUCAGCAAACAAAGGGGGCAACUGUUUGUGCUCCAGCUCCCGUUGAAGAUAAUGGAAAUCCAUUUCAAAAGUCUGUGAAUCAUCAGAAUUCUGGCAAUCCAUUUGAAAAGUUGUCUUCUACCAAUCCCUUUGAAGUUGAUGAUGAUGAAAUUUCAGGAGAAGACAUUAUAGAAGAAGAACUCCUUCUCCAACAGAUUGAUAAUAUCAAGGCAUAUAUAUUUGAUGCCAAACACAGCGGAAGGAUGGAUGAGGUGGAAGUACUGACAGAGAAUUUAAAGGAACUGAAGUGCACACUAGCAAAGCAGAAAGAGAAAUCCAACAGCUGAAGCAAUAAUAUGUCCACAUAAAUAUAAUUUUAUAGUUCACUGUUACUGCUGAUGGAUGACGCAGAUAGAAUUAAAAAAAAAAAGGAGCACAGGUUACAAGAGGGAACGAUGAAAAGAAUGUUGAAUUUUGUGUUAUGCACUUUCAUUUAGGUGUUUUCCCCACUAUUCAGAUUUGGAGAAUAAAACUGACUAUGCUAAUACUAUUACAUUAUUCUCAAACAUUUGAUAAUGCAGACUUUGAAUAGUAUGAACUCUGUCACAACACCAUUGUUUAAAUUGCUGAUCAUCAUCAGAGGUUUAUUUCUGGGCAAAAUGGCAAAGUGCUAAUAGGGGAAAAAAGAGGAUUCAAAAAUACCUGUGAUGCAGACAUCAGUCUCUUUCCUUUUUUGCUUUGGUUGCAAUAUUAUAGGUCAGCCUUUAAAACUGGACUUCUAUUAAUAAGAGACCAAUGCUGCUUUCUAAAAUUUUUUAGCACAAAUGUUUCCCCUGAAAAUAACAGUGCAAGUUGUGAUACAAGGAAGUGCUGUUAAAAAGCAGGCUGCUAUGAUUGAGCUGCACAGUAUAAAAGAUACAAAUCAAUAUGCGCAAUGCAAAUAUGUAAAGGGAUUUUUAGAGAUUUAAAAACAAAUUUGAUAACUGAUCUCAUAAGUGUUUGAAUUUUUUUAAAUAAACUAAAAAGCUGUGGAUGCUGCCAUUUCACUUCCCAAUACCUGUGUUUUUAGCUGCCACCAUUGUGCUGGCCAUAAAACACAGAAUAAAAGUAGAGGGAACUGAGCUGUUCGGAAGUGAAUUGUUUGUAUAAAAAUAAUCUAACUUCCUUUUUAGAGGAAAAAAGUAGCAGAACCCAGUGCAAAAUAAAAGUAAGGUAAAACCAUCAAAUUCCUAAUUACUUUUUUUGAACCUGCACAUUCCUUUGUAACUUCUGGGUGACAGAAUGAUCAUGUGCGUAUUGUUUGUGAGACUGGAACCCUGUUUACAUAGCACUUAGGAAAAGCUUGUUUGCAAUGGAGAAGCUGAAAACCACUAAACUGGAAUUUUGUGAAAAUGUUGGAGGACAAAGUUUGUGGCUAUGAAAUGCCUUUCAGUACACUAUUUGAUUCACUUUUUAAAAGAUGCAUUGAUACAAAUUCACAAUCAAACUUGAUUGCCUUACAUAAAAUAAGGUUGGAUGUGUUUUAAGCUCAAAGUAUGAGCCUUUAUUAGGAUCCACAUGAAUGAAGGACAUCACUUUUGAAGUGUGUGCGCCCAACGUUGGUCACCUAAGCCUUUAUUUAGGUAACAGUUUGCUUCAGUGGAAGAUGCAUGUACCCGGAUCUCUGAAAAAUCAAGCCACUUUUGUUUUCUAAAUCUAGAUUUACAUGCUUCACUUCAGGCACGUUUGAAAGUUUUGGCUUAACCAUGUGUGUGUAAUUUUAGAUGAAAUAGAGAUCAGUGAAUAUGAAAAUGCAAACAGUUGUGACAGCACAAUGCUUUUUGUAAAUAAGUUACUUACACCUCAAAUAUUAAGAGGCAUAUGUUACUUCCUGAAAGACAAAAUUAAGCUUUUUAAGCUUUGUUUCAUUCUGAACAAAAAUCACUAGCGUACAGCUAGUCAUGCAUUCCUUCCCCAAAAUAUUAAAAUUUCCUUUUGUGAAUUUUAUAUCAUAACUGAUUAAAUAAAUCAUUAUUUAAAGCAGUCACAUGUGGAAGAUCCUGUGUUUCUUUAAGUAUCUAAUAGUACCCAGAGCUUUCUGCUGCAAAUUGAGCAUUUACUGAUUGUAUUAUUUAAAAGAUGCUUGAAUAUGAAUGCCAUAAGCCUCUCCAAUCAGACCUGAUUGAGCCCUUUACCUGUGCUGUCCACUCAGUAAACUCCACCCCAAAUAAUGUUUUUGCAAAAAUAUGAAAAAAGUAUCAGGUUGCAGGGACAUAUAACACCUCUUGAAAAAUGCAUGUGAUCCUAGUGCCAGAUUAAUGAAGGCAGGUGAGGUGCAUGUCUCAGUAGCUCUAAGAUUAAUCAAAGUAUGGAAUUAAAAACAUUUUAAAAGCCUUAAAAGUUUAGCAUUUAUUCAUUUAGGCAAAACUGUUUCCUGUACCAAAACAGAACUGCUCGUAGGCAGCAAUCCAAAAUUUAUCUUGUCAAUUUAAAAAUAAAAAAUGGUUUGGUGGCUUCAGCUUUUUACACUGGGAGACAAGAUGAAAAGUAUGUUCCCUUAUCCUGCAUUGUGUUUUACAGUCUAAUACACUAAAGUAUAGUAUUGUAUAUGUAACUAUGUAUUUUACAAGCAGUUAAGAUGCUAGUGUACCUCAUGAUCUCAAUCAAUGUUAAAUGUAAUAGACUAGAACUUUUUAUAACAGUAAAGGUGAUCUCCAAAGUGAAAACCUUACAUCUAUGUGUGGACUGCUGUGGAGAUUACAUUAUAAAGCAGAAGACAGCUUAUUGUCCAUUAACUAACAUUGAUAUGUUAAACUUGCACGCACUACUCUAUACUGAAAAUUUGUAAAGAAAUAAAAAUGACAUGCUUA
This is a messenger RNA of Pelodiscus sinensis (Chinese soft-shelled turtle), 5013 nucleotides long. The record is from RefSeq and is a predicted model, not a curated record. NCBI's taxonomy places the organism in Eukaryota, Metazoa, Chordata, Testudines, Trionychidae.